This is a messenger RNA of Chondrus crispus (carragheen), 519 nucleotides long. RefSeq lists its product as hypothetical. Lineage: Eukaryota; Rhodophyta; Florideophyceae; Gigartinales; Gigartinaceae. The record is from RefSeq and is a predicted model, not a curated record. The coding region runs from base 1 to 519 and encodes 172 amino acids. The transcript has a single exon.
AUGGUGGACGACUACGCCCCUCAACUCGAGGAAGACGAGCCUCUCGUAGACCACACCAUCCCCGUGGAAACGUCAAACCCCACCAAGGCGGGAAGUCCCGAAGGGUCGGUGAACGCGCACAACACUGCCGCAGCUACGGCGCCGGUCAAUGAACCGGUGGUUCCGGCUUCUUCGCCGGUUGAAGUAUCCGCAACUCCUGCGGUGCCAAAUCCCAUUGUUCCUCCGUCCAGUGGUGCCCCUAUUGACGCGGGAGCUACCUCCGAGGUGGAGGGUGUCCCGGUGACAACGGAGCCAGACAUACCGGCACCCGCGAGGGAGGCUUCGGGUGACUUUGCGGCCAUCGUGGGCUUCCUCCGAGGCAUCGGCGUGAUCGUUCCACCACACUGGACCAUUGAACAGGUGAAGGAUUAUGCCCACGCGAAUUUCGCGGAUAAUCAUUCCCGUAACCUUACGGCUGCGAUCGAGCGCCACCACAGGCGUGGCGAUCCGGAUGAUGCACCCGGUCUUGGUGCGAUGUAA